This is a messenger RNA of Pyricularia oryzae 70-15, 1516 nucleotides long. RefSeq lists its product as uncharacterized. Gene Ontology annotation, molecular function: methyltransferase activity. Lineage: Eukaryota; Fungi; Ascomycota; Sordariomycetes; Magnaporthales; Pyriculariaceae. The transcript has 11 exons. Bases 193 to 1455 code for a protein of 420 amino acids. The record is from RefSeq and is a predicted model, not a curated record.
AGCACCCUCUUAACUCUUCCCUUUUUCCUUUUGGCUUUUUUUUUCCUUCCUGUUUCUGCGGUUGCCCGACAAAAAGAAAAGAAAAGAAAAGGAAACAAUUUUGUGUCAAAUCAACAAACAACCCGUUCACCAAGACCCCGCCAUCCACACCCUCUCCCCCUAAGGUGAAGGUGUUUAUUUUCCCUUCCAGUCAUGGCGGAAAUUGUUCCCGAUUUUCAAGAUGAUACCGACGGCGAUUCUGCCAUUGACGUUCCUUUCGAGGAGUCUCUCACGUCUGUCAGAUCGAGCAUCUUUGCUUUCCAGCAAGAAAAUGGUCGCACUUACCAUGCGAUGAGUGCGGGGAAAUAUUUUUUGCCCAACGACCAUGAAGAAGUUCAAAGACUUGAUCUGCAACACUAUGUAAUGAUCAAAACCUUGAAUGGCAGACACUGCCUUUGCCCCAAGAACGAGACUGCCACAUCAGUGCUCGACCUGGGGACCGGGACAGGCAUAUGGGCCAUAGAAUAUGCCGAUGCCCAUCCCGAGGCGCAUGUCAUCGGUGUGGAUCUCAGUCCGGUUCAGCCGGAGUUUGCACCUCCAAACUGUACAUUCGAGAUCGAUGACCUCGAAAAAGAAUGGACUUGGUCAACCAAGUUCGACUUUAUUUUCGCCCGGAUGAUGACUGGCAGCUUUAGUGAAAACCGAAGCGUAGUCGAAAAGGUUUUUGAUCAACUUGAACCCGGUGGCUACUUUGAGGCCCAGGACAUGGCUUUGCCCCUUGGCUGCGACGACGGUACCCUCAAGACCGAUUCGGACUUUUGGAAAUGGUGCAACCUAGUUAUGGAUGGCAUGAAGGCUUUCGGCCGCCCGGUCGCGGCGGCGCAGGAGUGGAAGAAGCUCAUGGAGGACGUGGGCUUCGAGGAUGUGGUCGAGACGGUGUACAAGUGGCCCACCAACCAAUGGCCCCGUGACCCCUUUUACAAGGAGCUCGGAACUUGGAGUCUGAUGAACAUGGACGCCGCCCUUGAGCCUUCCACCAUGGUCCCUCUUACCAGGGCGUUGGGAUGGAGCAAGGAUGAGGUCACUGUGCUGGUGGCAAAGACCAGGAAGGAGCUCAGGGACCCGCGUAUCCAUGCUUAUUGGCCCAUAUACGUCGUGUAUGGACGAAAACCCUUUCGGCCGAGUGCGCCUGCAUGGUCACCAGAACCCGUGCCUAUAGCGACCCCGACAGCAGCCCCAGCGCCUGCCCCUGCUCCUGCUCCUGCUCCUGCGUCGAGCGCUGCGCCGGCCCCUGCCCCUGUCGAGACUGAGAGUGAGGCUGCGCCACCCAAGGCAACAGCUGAGGCUACAGCGUCCAAGGAACAGGCUGAGGCUACUUCUUCCAAGGGGGCAGAAGCGUCUGAGAAAACAGUGGAAGGCAAGGACGCAAAGGAAGAGGUCGGCUCUUCGUCUGCGGCAGAUGCAAAGCCAGAGUAGGGGGCUUAUCAGAAAAAGCAACAAUCUUGCACGAUCUGCUUCUGCAGGCGGUAUCCACGGG